Molecule: messenger RNA, 3262 nt
Organism: Didymodactylos carnosus
Lineage: Eukaryota; Metazoa; Rotifera; Eurotatoria; Philodinida; Philodinidae
Source: the annotation of a GenBank genome assembly
UUUUUUUUCAUUCAUCAAGGUUUUUAAUUUUCGAAACUCUAACACUUCUCUUUGUCUACUAGGUUGUAGUUUUUUUUUACAUCAUUAUUUAUUUCUCGACUCGAGCAAAGGAAAAAAAACAUUUGUCUGCUCGUCUCUACAUCUAUUUAUUUGGAUUGUACACAUUGUCAAUAAUAUCAACGCGAACUCGAUAAGUACGUUAUAAAUAGUAAGUGAGUGAGUAAUUCAGUAGUAUGUGAUAAAACGACGUAACUUAAUUUAACGUUCUUCUUUUUUUUUCUUCUGUUGUAAUUGUACAUUUUCUCUUUUUUUGGCAUUAAUAAUAAAACUAGCUCUCUGCACAAUAUAUAUAUAUAUAUAUAUAUAUGUCGUCGUUUUUUACAGUUAAAUUCAAGGCUAUAUUCUAAUUCUAUUAUGAAAAAGGUAAAAGACAGAAAUUAUCUUCAUUUUAUUUUCUCUUCCAAAGAACAUAAAUGGCGACAACUUGAAAAAAACUUACUUUUUUUUUUGAAUAAAAUGAAGAAAAGAAAGAAAAAAAAUUGAUGGGAAUGUGACCUUGAUUUAAACAAAAAAAAAAAGAAGCAUGUUCUCUCGCUUUCCACUUCUUUACCAGUUUUUGAUCAUAAUUAAAAUUAUGAUAAAACAAUCAUCAUUUCCCGUGUAGUUAAAUAAUAUCAUUCGAAUGACUCAUCCAACAGUUAAAGACGAAGAAUUUAAAUUGAAAAAAAAAUUGUAUAAGAUCGAGAUUGCAAGGUUAUUGUUUAAAUAAACAAGUUUUUAUUAUUUUAGAACUGAGAAAGAAUAGAACGAGUGUAUGUGUGUAUCGAAGGAUACAUAUACACACCGCGUAGACAAUGUUCAUAAUAUAUAACGAGGGUAUAUUUCAAAAAGAAAAUGCUAACAACUCAAUUAUGUCAAGCGGAAAAAAAAGAGGAAAAAAAUCUUUUCCUCUUUUUUUUUUUCCUCUAAAACUCGUCGGUAAUUUGAAUAUUUUGUUUGAGAUAUAGAGACUCUUGUUUAGCAUAUAAAUUGUAUAUAUUUUUUUCUGUUAGCAGUAAGCAUAAAUUUUAUUUUUUUGUCUUUCUCUUUGAUUUUUUUUUCGUAUAUUGAUGACAUAUUUAAACCAUGAGCAAGCGACAAUGCCUGUCAUAUAAAAAUAACAAAAAUGUUUUUCGGAGAAGGAAAUAAAGUGACGUUACAUAGAAAAAAUACGCAUUAAUUAUCAAAAUGUGAUGUGUGCACGUGUUGUUGUUUCUAGUUUUUUGCAGAUAAACACCUUUUUCUGUAGAAUUUGUUUUAACUAGAGGAAUAGCAAAAAAAAAAAUUUACUGACGACUCUUCUUUAUCCUUGCAACUGUUUCCAUUGAGAAGCCCAUUAAACUUUUCAAGAAAAAAAAGAGAACAAGAUUCUCUAUCUUUUUUUCUUUAGACGCAACAUUUUCAUAAACGCUUGUUAAGAGGAACCACUUGAUAGUUUAUUUCUUUUUCUACUUUUAGUAUAAAAUCAUUAAAUCAUAUUAAUAUGGUCACAUCAAAUUUAAAUGAUCGACGACAGCAAUCACUGUCACCAAUUAUUAAUGACAAAGGAGAAGAUAAUGACGUACGAAUACUUCACAGAUUUUUAGAUCGUCUAUAUCUUGGUGCAGGUAACGAUCAUCCUCAACGUGUCUCCUCUCCGAUAUCUUCAUCAAUUAUUACAGACAUGACCACGAUACCUGUAUAUCGUAAUGGUAGAAAGUUUUAUGUAACUGCUGAAGAAUAUGAACGUAUGAAAGCACAUGAACGAAAACAACGACGUACUGCAUUACAAAAAUCGAAUAAUUUACCAGUACAAAAAUCUUAUAGUUCAAAUCAUACACGCUCAAGAGUGGGAGGAGGAGUUGAUCAUCAUCAUCCCAUAAUUGGCGUUCAACGAGCUACAUCUCACGCGAUUAAUGGAACAAUGGAUCAAACCUUCGGAUUUUCAACUAAUAACCAUAAUUCAGCGACAAUUCUAACUCCAAUUACGAUGAGAAAAACGGUGGCAUCUUCUACACAAUUAACAUCGCCUCAUUUAACAAGACAAUCUCGAUCAACAUCGAGAAGUGAUGAACAAAGAUCAUACUCCCCUGCAAACGUACGAUCACAUUCUUCUGAUAAAAUAUCAGUAAAUCGUGCUCAUAUAUCAUCUCCAUUACGAACAUCGUUCGAUGAUGAUCCAAAGACAAUUGUUACAAGAACAUUUUCGCCAGUACCCGUCAUACAUACUCAUAAUCGCUCGAACACGUCCGAUUCACAUCGAAUGACAUUGAAUAAUAAUACUAAUAAUAACAGAUUAGUAAAUUAUAUUCCACACGAUUUUAAUCAACAUUCUCAUAACUUUGAUAAUAAUCAAUAUCAAGAAAAUAUUGAUCCACAACGUAAUGAUAGUUUAAAACGAUCAAUGUCAGCUGAGUUAGUGAUUCCAUCUACUAAUCAAUAUGGUAUUUCAUCAAUUAAUACGCUUUCCAUGACGCCAUUAGAUAAACAAUCGAUAAUUACCGAUCAAGUUUUUAUCCCUACAAAUUCAAAAUUAUCAAAUAAAAAUCAAACUCCAAAAAGUUUUGUUGGUAGUAGUUUUGAUACAGAAUCAAAAUUUGACCAAAAACAACCUGUGGUAUCUAAAAGUUCUAAUAUUGGUUCGAUGUAUCAGACGGGUGUUCGUGAAGCCGAUCAUCUGUACAGUAUGCUAGGUCCACUUAGACGAUCUAAUGAUGCAACAUCACCUGAUCGUAAUUUUAAUACAAACAACCGAGAUAUAACCGGAUUAUUAAACGAUCGUUUCAUAUCUUAUUCAGAUGAUAACUCAUCUAUUAUUAAACGAGAUGAUGAUAAUAACAUACAGAAAACAUUUUUGUCCAACGGAGAUGGAAGACAUUUAAGUCGUGAACGACGUACUCAGCCACGUUCAACAGUAAGAAGUCAUUCAAGUGAUGGUCUAACUAAAAAAAAGCGUGUACGAUUUGCCGAUAUGGUUGGAUUAAAUCUAGAGACGGUUGAUCGUGUUUCACGUCGAAGUAGUGGAGCGAGUAGUGAUGGUGAACAACAAUCAUAUCAAGCUAAUUUUAAACAACAACAACAACUGCAACAACAUUACACACGUUUACUAUCAAGAAGACCACCUGUAGUUGUUAACGACAGAACAAAAGUAUUACAAUUUCAACGUCCAACAAUAACAAACGAUAAUUUUCAAACAUACAAAAUAUCAAAAAAUAAUGCCGGUUCAUUGGUGACCGAUGUUUAA